AUUCCUCGUCGCGCAACCAAUUGCAGAAAUCUAUUUUACAACAUGAAGUUGUAGUCGAUAAAAAAAUCUACGUCUUUAAAAAAAAUAAAAAUAAGAAGCCGUAACAAAAUGGCGUUGACCUGUUAUUGGAAUUGUUGAGGUCGGUCGGUACGUUUUCUAAUAUUAGAUAGUGUAUUUGGUGUUAUUUAUGUUUGAAUGAAAAUUUGUGGACAGUAUAGUAGUGUUUCAUUACGUUACUUGUUAGAAUCUCGAGAAAACCAUGUCGGAGCAAGGGGACGUGCAGCAGCCUAGUAGCCCUGCAGAGAGGGACAAGGCACCAUCAAGAGUCAUUAUCUCAGAGUCUGAGAUAUCCACUUUGACGCCUACAGAAUGGGUAAACCGUUGGCAUCAGCAAGAAUCUUAUAUCACUAGUUUGGAACGGAGACUCUCUCUUCAAGAAGGGGAAAUCAUCGAGAUUCGACAAAUCAAUGAUAGAUUAAGGGGGCAGUUGCAUGACUCACAGCAGAGGGAGAAAAUGCUUGUUCGUAGACUCACAGCUAAAGAACAGGAAACCCAAGAUUUUGUGUGUCAACUAAACGAAUUAAAAAACUCCCAGGCCCCAACCAUUCCUUCACUUCGGUCGGCAAUGUUGGACCCCGCUGUAAACAGUAUAUUGCAGCAACUGAGGCAGGAACUACAGGAGACGAAAACGAAGUUAGAAAAUACCCAAAACGAGCUCUCAGCAUGGAAAUUCACCCCGGACAGCAAUACGGGAAAGAGGCUUAUGGCCAAAUGUCGAUUGUUGUAUCAGGAAAAUGAAGAAUUGGGAAAAAUCACGAGUUCCGGCCGAAUAGCGAAGUUGGAAAGCGAUCUGGCAUUACAGAAAAGCUUUUCGGAAGAAGUGCGCCAGUCCCAAAACGAUCUGGACUCGUUCCUGGCCGAUCUGGACGAGGACGUGGAGGGAAUGCAAAGUACAAUUUUGUUCCUACAAACCGAACUAAAGCUCUCCAAGGAGCACGUCCAGACGUUACAAAAGGAAAAUAGUACACUUAAAAUGACUAAUGGUCGAUCGAACGGUGAUAGUAACAGUGUUUGUGAACAGGAACGGACGGACUCCGAUACCGAACUCGAUAGGACACGUGCUAAAAGAGUUAGAAGGUCGUCCGUGUUAAGUAUUGAAUAUAACGAUGACGAUGCGUUAGUGAUUGGUUCGAAUGGAGAUGUUGCCAUGUCUUCAGACGUCGAUUAAGUUCAUAUUUCGCGUUGGCUUAUGCCUGAUGGGUUACAUUUUUUGACAAAAACUAAGAAAAUUAUUUCAAAUAUGUAUUUGGAACUUUACUAUUUUUUUUAAGUUAUCUCUUUAUUGAAGGACUUUUAACAGAUAUACUUUUCUUAUAUACAAUUAGAAAUUACAAGAGAAUUUUAAUCUUUCUGUCAGUCAUAGCUACUUGAUCAUAAAACUUUAUAAGCAUACAAUACUUUUUACACCCUAGUAAUGUUUUUAUUAUGAUUUUACAUAACUCAUGCUCAUUCUUUAUAAACGAAUGAGAAAAAUCAAUGUAUGUAAAGUAAAAUUCAUGAAUGAGGCACAAUACUUAAAUUGCAAUACAAGAAAAAACUUUGCUACUAUUUCAAUACUUAGAGUCUAUCUUCCUAGUUUUUAUGCUAGAAACGACUGACAAAUAAAAAGCUCAACGUAAAAAUAUCAUGCACACAAAUAUACAUAUACUUAUUUUUUUCCUUAUAAUACUUGGGAAAAAUGUGUCCUGGUAAAAGAAAAUUUAGGGCUGGUUUAGGGUGAUAAUAAGCAGGGCACACUUCAUAAUAACUAUCAUUUGCUGAGUUUUAUAAUCAAGUAGUUUUUUUACUUGACUUGAGUUUUUUAAAAGAAAUUACUUAUACAUUUUCCCAAAAAA
Sitophilus oryzae (rice weevil) is the source of this 1895-nucleotide messenger RNA. RefSeq names its product pre-mRNA-splicing regulator female-lethal(2)D (gene fl(2)d). Gene Ontology annotation, biological process: regulation of alternative mRNA splicing, via spliceosome. Gene Ontology annotation, cellular component: nucleus. The transcript has 4 exons. The record is from RefSeq and is a predicted model, not a curated record. NCBI's taxonomy places the organism in Eukaryota, Metazoa, Arthropoda, Insecta, Coleoptera, Curculionidae. Bases 260 to 1228 code for a protein of 322 amino acids.